Molecule: messenger RNA, 1488 nt
Organism: Neohortaea acidophila
Lineage: Eukaryota; Fungi; Ascomycota; Dothideomycetes; Mycosphaerellales; Teratosphaeriaceae
Product: GLUT4 regulating protein TUG-domain-containing protein
Exons: 2
Coding region: 1-1488 (495 amino acids)
Source: RefSeq, a predicted model, not a curated record
AUGGCGACGUCAGUCUACGUCGUGGACUCCUCCUUCAAGAGAACGCAGAUCAAAGUAACCCCGGGCAAAUACCUGCGAGAAGUGCUGGAGGAAGCAUGCAAGACGCGCAAACUCAGCCCGGAGGAGUACGCGCUCAGAUCCCAGAGCAACAAGACUAUCGACCUCUCUCAGCCCUUUAGAUUAUCUGGCCUGUCUGCGGGAGCCAAGCUGCAGCUGGUACAAGCUAGCAAAUCGCCAGGCGUGGUCUCUAUUGCUCUCCAACUACCAGAGAGCGAAGGAGGAACACGAUUGAACGACAAGUUUCCCAGCAACACCAGUCUAUGGCUUGUCCUGCGCAAGUACGAAGACGCUGUUGCCGGCUCGCCUUCCCAGAAGCUGAACUUGACGCAACGAGGCGUACCUUCCAGCGACAGCGGUGCAGGAAGACUGAUGUAUGAGCAACCAUGUCUCAAUCUCAUGGGACGAAGUCUCGAAACCUUCUCCGACCUUCAAAAGACCCUCGCACAACUGGGAUUGAAUGGCGGGACCGUGCUGAUCAGAUUGGCAUUCACUCCGACCCAGACGCCGCUCGAAGAGGCCAUGAAGGAAAUCAGCAAUUACUUCACCUCCAUCGAUUCCGUUCCGGCUGGACUAGGGAGCAGUGCCAUGCAAGGGCCGACAACUUCAAAAGCUCAAGAAAAUACUGCCGAAGAAAUUCCCAUCACAGACGCCGCAUCUACCACCGCCCCUGAAGAACAGGACCCAACCUCCCAAUCAUCCCCUCCCGAAGACCCAUCCACCACCACCAACUCCAUCAACGGCAUAUCCGUCUACCUCCCCCCAACAUCCAACACCCCCGCCGCAGCCCUCCAAAGCGACGACCCCUCCGUCUUCGAACCCACAAUCGACCACGCCAAAUCCCACCAAGCCGCCCUCCAACAAGCAGGCCGCAACAAACGCCUCCUCUCCGACAAGGAACUCGCUGACGCCGCGGCAGCACAACAAGCCCAGCUCGCCACAAUCCACUCCGUCGUCGUGCGCGUGCGCUACCCCGACCAGUCACAGAUUGAGACGACCGUUUACGCUUCGGAGACAGCUGCGGAGCUCUACGCGCGCGUCAAAGAGACGCUCGCGCACGCCGAUCAGCCGUUUGAGUUGCGAUACACCGGCACGAAAACGCAUGAAGUCCUCCCUGAUAGCUCGACGAAGCGCCUCGUGCGAGACUUCGGGUUCCGAGGCAAGGUCCUCGUCACGCUCUUAUGGGGCGCCGAAGCUUCGGUCGAGGCGAGAUUAGGCGCGAGCUUGAAAGACGAAUAUAGACGGCAGGCGAAGGAUUUGAAGGUCGAGUUGCAGACGCAGCAGGCUGUGGGGGAGGAGGCGCAUCGCAGUGCGAUGGGCAAGGGGGCGGCGGCGGGGAGUGGGAGUGGGAGUGGUGGGGGAGGGGAGGACAAGAAGGUGGAUUUGGAGAGUAAGAUGAAGAAAUUUUUGGGGUUCAAUAAGAAGAAGUGA